Molecule: messenger RNA, 1021 nt
Organism: Gastrolobium bilobum
Lineage: Eukaryota; Viridiplantae; Streptophyta; Magnoliopsida; Fabales; Fabaceae
Product: late embryogenesis abundant protein At1g64065-like
Exons: 1
Coding region: 68-739 (223 amino acids)
Source: RefSeq, a predicted model, not a curated record
GAAGCAGAAGAAGACCACCAAAGUAAACUAGAUUCAUUCCCCACAACGUUACCACCACAAAUCAGGUAUGGCUCAGAGUCAGAGGGAGCAGGUCAAGCCCUUAGCUCCAUUCAUACCAUCCUCUCACUUCAGCAUCCAAGAACAUCAACAAAACAUUAACUCCGAGCAUCAAAUCAUUCGCAUAAGAAAGUUCGUACGGUGCUGUGGAUGUGUCACUGCCCUUGUUUUAAUAUUUGUAGUCAUAAUAAUAGUCCUUGCCUUCACCGUCUACAAUGUCCAAGAUCCCGAGGUGAGAAUGAACGGGGUUACCCUUCUCAACGGAACUCUCGCAAACGGUGCUACCAAUAACAUUACACUUGUUGCUGAUGUCUCUGUGAAGAAUAAAAACGCCUUCACGUUCAGGUUUGGAAACACCACCACAUCUGUUUACUAUGAUGGAACAGGAAUAGGUGAGGGUACAACACCACCGGGUAAGGCAAAGGCAAGAAGGACGAUGAGGUUCAACGUGACGAUGGAGAUUAUGGCGAAGAAGCUUUUGGCUAACCCAAGCUUGAAGAGCGACCUGAUCAUCGAUCAAGCUUUGAAUAUAAGCAGCUAUACUAUGAUAGAUGGUAAGGUCAAAAUACUUAAUAUGUUUAAGAGGAAGGUUGUGGUUGAGUUGAAUUGCACAAUUCAAUACAACAUCACCACUGGUUUAGUCACACAUGGUGACAAUUGCCUAGGAAUCGUUGACAUUUAGGUUUCAUCUAAUUAAGGAUUCAUUUCUUGCAAUAUUCCUUGUGAAACCUGAUAGUAUAGUUUUGUAUCGUAGAGCAAAUCUCUACACCCCAAAAAAAAACACACACACACACACAACAAUAGUGAAUAUAUUAGAGUUUGUUUCAUAAAAACUCAAUGGAAAUGUUUCACCUACACUGAACAAUUCGCUCUUUGAUUAUAUUUGGUCAUGGAUGAUUUAAAUUUUAUGUUAGCAACAUUUGUUAACUAAGAUUUUACUCAGCGUUAAUCAGUUAAAAAUUCU